Messenger RNA from Crotalus tigris (Tiger rattlesnake), 7483 nucleotides. It is a transcript of the gene NRG2, whose product is annotated as neuregulin 2. Gene Ontology annotation, biological process: intracellular signal transduction; animal organ development; nervous system development. The record is from RefSeq and is a predicted model, not a curated record. Gene Ontology annotation, molecular function: signaling receptor binding. NCBI's taxonomy places the organism in Eukaryota, Metazoa, Chordata, Lepidosauria, Squamata, Viperidae. The transcript is spliced from 12 exons. Bases 3679 to 5841 code for a protein of 720 amino acids.
GUGCUCCAGGAUUUAUGAAAGAUGUGUUGCAACGGUUCUGAGAUAACAUCUGCCAGCUCUUUAGAAUUCUGGGAUGUAGUCUGAUGGUCCCGGUGAUAUAUACUGCGCCCACCCCAUUGCCAGCAAUGGCAAAAAAAGUUGCGAUAUGUCACGACACGUCAUGUGGCGUUGCGAGUUUGACACCCCUGAUUUAGGGUUUCCAAAGACUUAGAAGGGAACAAGCUGAUUACUAAAACCCAGAAUGGUUUAUUAAAUAUAGUUUAAAUCCUACUACUUCUGUUUAGUGUUUAUUUGAUAAAUUGGUAGAGCAAGAGAAUGUGAUGAAAGUAAUGGGUUUAGACUUCAGUAAGACUUUCUUCCUGAUAAAAUGGAACAAUAUGGGAUGGAUAGUUCCACUGUCUGACGGAUUUGCAGUUAGUUGAAAAACCAUAUUCAACAUGUGGUUCAUAAUGGAUCUAUGUUUACAUGGAGGGAAAUAAUAUAAAAGAAUACCAUAGAGUUCUGAUGUAGGACCAGCGUUCUUCAACAUUUUCUUAAAUGAAUUUGACAAAGAGAUAGAAUGGAUAGUCAUCAAAAUUUUUCACACUGAAAUGUGGGAAGGCUUGCUAAUAGACCAAAAGAUAGAGUCAAGCUUAAAAAAUAUUCUGAUAGAUGUGAACAAGAUCUAGGAUAACUCACCAUAGCUGACCUGCCCCAAUAGACGUGUCCCCGGCUAUUUUCUUACUGACCUGAUUAACUCACCAGAGGACAGUUUGCCCUGGCCAACUCUCCAUGGGACAAUUCAAUGCAGGAUAACUCAAGAGAUGGUCAAGUGAAUUGUAACGGGCCUUAUCUUGCUUUAGGUUUAAACCUUCUCAAAUUAGAAGUCCUCAAGGCUGGGGUGAGCCAGAGCAUGGAGUCCCAGCGGCCCAUUGCCAAGACGUGUGCUCUGUCUGCCAAGCUGUGGAGCAGUCGUAAUAUGCCUGGGUAGUCCCUGCAUGGAUCCCAACCAAGAGGAGGAGGUCUGCCGCCGCCGCUUCUUCCUGGCAUGCUUGCUGUGAGGGCCAGCCACUCUGCUGACAUCCAGGUUUUAUUUGCUCUGGCGGUGCAGGCAGUGUCAUGGCGAUCCUCUUGGACCCUCAGCUCCUACUUGAGCAGCAGAUCAAGGCUGUGGCUAGGAGAGUCAUAAGGAAAUGGAAAACCACUGCAAGAGGGACCUAUGCUCACAUCAUUUUAUGCUUAAGAUGUUUCUGAUAUGCUUGACACAUCACCCCCCCCCAAAGAAGCUCCGGCAGCUCCAAAAUGUACUUGCUGACAGGUUUUUAUAUUAAAAAUUUUCACUGCUGCUGUAACUUGUAAGAUGAGCAAGAGGCUCAGAGUAGGGAUUGGCAAAUCUCAGUAUAAUUUUCUGCUGACUCAAAAAUGAGUGGUCAGCACUUUAAUCAGCAAAGGAGAAAAACCCUUUCUUAUUUAAACAAGAAAGUCCAGUUGCCUCAUGAAAAAGCAUCUUUGGGGUAACUAUGACCUGGAUGACUGAGAAUCUCCAUAGACAUUUAGCUUUGCACUUUGGGAUGAACACCCUUUGAAUGCUGCGGGAGUAUGAACGGAUUUCCAGAAAAAUUGCUGGCGACAGGAAUCAUUUGCGUUUCAGUUUGAGGUGCAGACAACACAGACUCAUCCCCAACAGCCUGUGCCUGUGUUCCAGCAAGAAAGGGACACAGGGCAGAAAACAUCCUGCAGAAAGCACCACUCCAACAAACAAAGUCCAGUUGCCUCGUGAAAAAGCAUCUUUGGGACUGUAUCCAUACAAGAGUUUACCUCCAGAGGCUUAUCCGAUAUGGAAUGAACCCCAACCUCUGAAUUUGUCCAUGAAUGCAAACAACUUUUUUCUUUCUGGAUUUCUAACCUACGCUCUACUUUAAACAAGUCUGUAAAGUUUGUAAAGUUCAAACAAUUGAAGAAAUUUUGCACUAAAAUGCUUAGUCAAAUGACAUAUUAAUGUAUUUUUAGAUGAAAAGAACAGAAAAUAUUUUUACUGGACAGCCUUUGAUAUUUAAGACUUUUUUUUCAGGAUGAAUACAAAGGGAAACUUUAUAAUCAUUAACAAUUGUAUAUCAUACUGAAAAAAUCUGAGUACCUUUCUUUCCUCUCUCUCUCCACUACUAAAUGAGUUUUCAUUCGGUAAGCCUACCGUAGAUAUAGACCAAUGUAAACUUCUGGAUGACCUCCACAGUUCACUACUGUUUGAUUGCAAAGUUGACUGACACAAAAUACUAAGAAUUUUUUAGAAACCAGAAUCUCUCUGCCAAUAAUAUUUAUUUAUUACAUUUCUGUGCCGGGAGUUUGCUAGCCAAAUAAUACAUGCAGGGGUUCUCCGGUAAUUCAGGUGCCUUGGGCUGAAUCCGCUUCAAAGUAUCCUUUUGGUUUUCUCCGCGGUGGUCAGUCGGAGAGGAGUGGACGCCCCCAAAGAAUUCCGCUGGGCAGCAACUUAUGCAAAUGAGGGGAUCCUUCCUUCCCAAAGCCCUCCCCUCUCGGUGAACUUGGCCGAGGAAACAAAUCGCCCAGCCAGUACGGCUCGACGAGAAGCGCCGGGGCUUGCUACGACAAGGCCCCCGGUCUGGGGAACAGGGAAGCUCCCCUCCAAUUCCCGAGGACUCCGGCAUUUGCGAGCAGAUGGGCAACCGAGCCUUCCGGGAGGGGCGUCCCCGGACUGCAGUUCGGCUCUCCGGGGUGGCGUGCGUGGGUUGGAGUAGGCGCGCGCACUCUGUCCUCUUUCGGCACCCUUGCCCAAACGCGGCUGCCCCCGAUGCAGGCCCGGCAGUCGAACUCUCGCGCGGGUCCGUCUUACGAAUUGAAUGGGACCCCCCCGAGACUUGGAGCCCGCCCGCCUCGCCCACCUUGCUGCAGCGCUUGCGGCUCGCGUCCUCCGCGAAGCAGGUGGCUGCCGCCUUCAGGCCCGCGAAUCGAGGGUGUCCUCCACAGCAUGGACUAGAGGUAGGUGAAAGUGGGGCGAAAUCACACGGGAGCCUCGCUGGGGGCCGCCAGCAAUCCCCGAGGAUUCCGCUGAAGCCACCUUCGGCCGCGCUCUACCCAGCCGGGAGCCACGCUCGGCGAGCUGGGAUGCGCGCUGCUCGCGACGGUGCUCAAGGGAGGCUCCGGGUCCGCUGCCGCUCUCCUUGACCUGAUGCAGAAGGCGGGGCGCGGCGCGCGGAUGAAGGAGCCUCCCGCCCUCCUCCUCCUCCUUCUCCCCCGAGUGGGUCAGAGAUAAGCCGCCUCCCUCAGGCCGCCCUUCUCUUAGGUGUUCGGAGCAGGAGUCCUCCUCGGGAGGGAGGAGGGAAGGGUUCCGCAGCCCCUGCGCAGCUCCGCGGCUGGGCCCGAGCUUACGCCGCUUCCGGUUUUGCAGCUGGAGCCGCGUCGGCGUCCUGCAAAUGGCCCGGCUGGAUGCGGCAGGACUGGUGCUGCUGCUCAGUGCAGUUCCUGAGGGAAAGCGAGGACCGGGAGGCUCAGUGCAGCACCGGCGGCGGCGGGAGCAGAAGGCGCUAGAAGAGCUCCGCCGGCGGCGGCGGCGGCGGCAACAGCAGGAGGUGGAGGAGCGGGACCGCCGGCCUGCGGCAUCUCCCAUCCUGGGCCGGCGGCUUGGGCAGCGCGAGGAGGACGAGGGCCAGGGGCGAGAGGCUCUUGGGCUGCGGCUGUCUCGGCAUGAGGAGCGCUCUGACGGCGCCCGGCUUUUCCAUGUGGCUGAUUGGCGUGUCGCUCGCCUGUUACUCGCCUAGUCUGCGCUCGGUGCAGGACCAGGCGUACUCGGCAGCCGUGGUGCUGGAGGGCAAGGUGCAGGCUUUGCCGCCGGCGGAUUCUCCGACGCAGGCGACCGGCAACUGGAGCAGGGAGGAGACGCCGACGUCCGGCAUUCUGGUGAAGGUCCUGGACUUGUGGCCCCUCAACAGCGGUGGGCUCCAGAGGGAGCAGCUCAUCCGCGUGGGCGCCAUGCCGGCGCCCUGCUUCAAAGUCAAGCGUAACCACCGCUACAUCUUCUUCCUGGAGCCCACCGAGCAGCCGCUGGUCUUCAAGACCUCUUUCGCCCCGUUGGACACCAGCGGCAGGAACCUCAAGAAGGACGUGGGCCGGAUCCUGUGCGCCGACUGCGCUGUCGCUCCAAAACUCAAGAAACUAAAGAGCCUAAAUGUAGAAGUUGGAGCAAAGGUUUUUUUAAAAUGCGAGGCAAGCGCUGGAAAUCCUCAGCCAUCCUACAAAUGGUUCAAAGAUGGCAAAGAAAUUAAAAAGAGCAAAGAUAUCAGAAUAAAAUAUGGGAAUGGAAAGAAAAUAUCUAGACUUCAGUUCAGUAAAGUGAAAGUUGAAGAUACUGGGGAAUAUAGUUGUGAAGCUGAGAAUGUCCUGGGAACAGACAUUGCCACAGGCAGUCUCAUAGUCAGGAGUGUAACCACAACUCUGCCUUCUGGGCCUGGACAUACUAGACAAUGCAAUGAAACCGUGAAAUCCUAUUGUGUGAAUGGUGGAGUGUGUUAUUAUAUUGAAGGCAUAAAUCAGCUGUCAUGCAGGUGUCCGAAUGAAUUCACAGGGGACCAGUGUCAGAACUUCGCAAUGGCCAGCUUUUCCAAGCAUCUUGGAUUAGAGUUAAAGGAAGCCGAGGAGCUGUAUCAGAAGAGAGUUUUAACCAUUACUGGGAUUUGUGUUGCGUUGCUUGUUGUGGGAAUAGUAUGUGUAGUAGCUUACUGUAAAACCAAAAAACAGAGAAAUCAGAUGCACAAUCAUUUGCGGCAAAACAUGUGUCCAGCCCAUCAGAACAGGAAUCUAGCGAAUGGCCCUAGCCAUCCUCGGCUGGACCCUGAGGAAAUUCAGAUGGCUGAUUAUAUAUCUAAAAAUGUUCCUGCUACUGAACAUGUCAUAAGAAGAGAAAUAGAGACCACCUUUUCAGGGAGCCGUUCCUGUUCACCAUCACACCCCUCUUCCACAGGAACCCCAACUUCAAGCCAAAGACAUGAAAGCCACACCUGGAGCUUGGACCGCACAGAAAGCAUCACUUCUGAUUGUCAGUCUGGGAUGAUGUUGUCUUCUGUGGGAACCAGCAAGUGCAACAGUCCUGCUUGUAUGGAAGCUCAUGCUCGGCGGGAAGCAUCCUAUUCCAUUGAGGAACAGCGGAGGCCAAUGAUGCAAUACAGAGAUUCUGUGGAUUCCCUUCGGGACUCACCACAUAGUGAGAGAUAUGUCUCUGCCUUGACUACCCCAGCACGCCUGUCCCCUGUUGACUUCCACUGCUCAGCUUCAGCCCACAUGCCCACCUUUGAAAUCACCUCUCCUAAUUCUGUUCAUGCGGUCUCACUCCCCCCGGCUGCAUCCAUUAAUUUCCAAGUGGAGGAUCAACAGCCAUUGCUGAGAAGGUACCAAGCCCCCUGUCAAGAUGCACAGAGGUAUGAUACUUACUACCAAAGAAGGAACUAUCUGAAUGAGAGCACAGGGAGCUUGCCCUCCAGUCCCUUCCGCAUCACAGAGGAUGAUGAAUAUGAGACAACCCAUGAGUACAUCACUGCACUAGAACAGCCAAAGAGAACAGGCAGCAGCAACAGGCGGUGGAGGAGAUCUAAACUGAACGGCCACCUGUCUCACAGAGGCAGAAUGCUUAGAGAUUCCUUUUCAGUCAGCAGCGCCUCAUACAGUGAGUCUGAUGAGGAGCUGAUAGCUGAGAGCACCCCUUUCUUAAGCAAUCAGAACAUGGAGGCAACGGACACAGGUUUGUAUUGCUCAGCUGACGACAACAGAACUUUCUCUUCUUUCAGCAGAUUCAACACACAGGGUGAAAGCCAACAAACACACAGCAGAUCCAGCCAAGGUUUUACACCACCCUAGGUGUUACACACUCUUCCUCAUGUCCACUUCCAUGAAUACAUCAGUACCGAGGAAGAUGAUGUGACAGAAAAGACAAAUUUUUAUUUUAUAGAAAAAUGCAAAAAUAUAACAAAUGAAAUGUUUUAUUUUCAUUUUAGCAAUGAUGUCUUAUAAGAGCUAAUGGCAAAGACCUUUUUGUAAGGAAUCUAUUUAUAUGUAACAUCUUGAUUUACAGCUUCUCAGAAAAACAGAAACUUAACAAAAACAUUUUAAAAGAUGGGCCAAUUUUUGACUACAAAUCAUUCAAAAAUAUUGUGGUGCCUUUUUGCUGUAUGUGAAUGCCAGAGUCCACACUGAAUAUUAUGUUUAAGCAUUCUUGAAACACAGGCUUUAUGUUCAGGACAAUUUGUUAUAAAAUAUUCCAGUUAGCAUUUUUCCAUUUGAACAGCACCCUUUUAAAUUUCUUGAUACCUAGAGAUUAAUGAUCUAGUGUUGCUAAAGUAAUGUGCUCUCUGUCCAUUUCCCAUUUCCUUUCCCUCUUGCGCAGGUGCGCAUAAAUGUAUGUUUCAAUGUUUUCAUAAAUAUUUUUCCCUAUCGAGGAAAAUACUACAUACUGGUAAGUAAAAUUGGUUUCUCUGAUAAGAUAAACCAUAAACAAAAAUGGGGGUGAAGAAGAAAGGAAACAGAAUUAUACAAUAUCAAUAGCCCUUCCACUGUAUUUCUGAUCCUCAAGAGAUCUGUGACCAAGAAAACCCCCCCCCCCAAACAAAACAUUGCAAAUUAUUAAAUCAUACUAUUUCAAGUAAUGCUGCUCCUAAAAUCUAUUUUAACACCAUUUCUGGAGAUAAACUUCAGCUGUUUAGUAGUGAUAUAAGCCACUGCUGUGCAUGCACAGAACAAAACUGUUCUCCAUUUUCUGACCCCAGUUUGAUCAUCAAAGAAAUACAAUUCCCCAUCAUGGAACAUACAAGGCGUGCAAAGUGCUGUUGAGAAAGGGUUUCAAAAGCCUCCAGUGAUCCAGAUGACUCUGGAGUAAUGCCACCCCCUUCUUUCCCUCCUUCCUUGUUCCUUCUCCUGAGAUAGUGCCAGCAGCAUGCUAACCUUGCCUCAGUCUUCUUCCUAUGGAAAGAAACAUCAAAGAAAAUGCUGUUGUGUGCUCCAUUUUGUAAAGAUGGUUGUAAAUGUAACAUUUGAGUAUUUCACAAGAACUUUCCAUUUAAAAAUAAAGCCACCAGGUAUUCUGGUUGAUGAGCUAAAGAGCUUUCUGGGUGUGGGUGGCAAGAAAACUUCCCCUGAGACAGAGAAAAUGGCUCUUUCUUUUCAGUUUCUCCUGGAGCUUCCUUUUGACAUUAUGGCCUGCCUUUUUCUUUUCCUGUUUUCACUUUGCAUGUCCUUUGCAUUUCAAAUACUAUAAAUUGGAUGCAUGGAGAACCUAGAACUGAAAAGACAAAAUACAGUUGCCAGUGUAUUUGUUUACUUUUUAGCAAUAAAGUACUUUAAAUCCUUUGUUCCUAAUGCCUAACAAGGUCCAGUAGAAAAGCUGCUACUUUGUCAUAAAAAAGAUUGUAAAAUUUUGCUCUGGAUUGUCUGGAUGUUAGAACUCUUGACUGUUUAACACUUGAAUUUUUUUAAUACUAUAAAUAAAAGUAAAAAAUGGCUACAA